Messenger RNA from Exophiala bonariae, 2292 nucleotides. RefSeq lists its product as uncharacterized. Gene Ontology annotation, biological process: transmembrane transport. Lineage: Eukaryota; Fungi; Ascomycota; Eurotiomycetes; Chaetothyriales; Herpotrichiellaceae. Gene Ontology annotation, molecular function: transmembrane transporter activity. The coding region runs from base 1 to 2292 and encodes 763 amino acids. The transcript has 2 exons. Gene Ontology annotation, cellular component: plasma membrane. The record is from RefSeq and is a predicted model, not a curated record.
AUGUUCUCAGAAUACGCCUCACGAUUCCUCGCCCAAUCCCAAUCCCGAAUCAGUUUUGCUCCUGCUGAUGAACGUCGAGCUGGUGAUGGUCGCGGUCGACGGCAGAACCAGAAUGGCAGAUCCGCCACUGCUUCGAGGACAUUGAACCCUCGUAUACCAAAUCCCUACCAACCCACAUCAUCACAGCUAUCAACCCUACCUUUUGCGUCGAGAUUAAACCCGCAACAGGCCCCGUUAUUCUACAGUGCAACCGACGAGUUUCGAGAAGAGAACGACGAGGAAGAACACGAACGUGAGAUUGCCGAUUAUUACGCCCUUCAAAGGUCCCGAAGACAAUUGGGCGCUAGUGACCUCAAGGAAUCGUCUGACGCGGGCAAUGGGAGCGGCUCGAGUAUCAUCAACGGCGCUAGUAGCCACGAAGAACUUCCACGCGAUACAUCCUUCAGGCGGCCCGGCGGCAUUAAAAGCUCAUGGCAUGGUGGUGGGACAAGCCAAAGGAGAAGGUCCCCCAAUUUGGACGAUCUUGCCGAGUCAACCGAAUCACAUCGUGAACUAUCCAGCCCAACUUCUUCUAGAGGGCGUAUGGUCGAUGUUGGGUUAGAAGACACUCUUAGGAGUGAGUAUGACGAUGAGCCUCCGGAAGACCUGAUGGAGAACCCACCAUCUGUCCAACAUCUGCGUAAAGGCGAUAACAUUGCUCCGGGGAACUUUGAUUCGGACGAUUCCGACUCAGAGAUAGAUCGUCAACGACUGCUGGGACGGGUACCUGGGGGUUAUGCUGAAGAAGACGAAACUAUUCCUGAAGGGACACCUCAGACUCCAGGUCAGCAGCCUCAGCACGACUCAUUCUGGGGGCAAAUAUACCUGCUCGCAUUUGCCGCCAUGUGUACGACGUGGUUCAUGGUGUUUCUUCAAACCCAAUCCCCGAAAAAGAAUGCCCCUCUCGGCGAUACCAUAUAUACGACUUUGCAUGGAUCUUUCUACUUAUUAGCGACUUAUACCCUUGUAGCGACUUUUGUUUCAUUGUUCUGGUUGGCGGCACUUCGAUCAUAUGUCCGAUACCUGGUCUAUGCAGUCGUUGUGACCGUCCCCGUCAUCCUGUACUCAUUUUCGCUUUAUCCAUUGAUUUCGAGCUACAAAGGCGCGAAUCAUGGUUCGGGGAUCCAGGAUACAAUCAUGAGGUGGAGUUCACUUGUGCCCGCUGUCAUGGCGACCCUUUGGAUUCUCGCGGUGAUACGCGGAAGAUUGGCGAUGCAGAAAGCCAUCUCUAUCCUCGAAUUUGCGAUUAGAAUCCUGGCCGCCAAUCCAGCUUUGGUUUUGGUGGGCUUUGCCAUUCUGGGAUUUAUCAUCACCUUCACUUGGAUCUGGCUAUCCAUGUUCACCCGAGUCUUCCUUGCUGGACAUGCCAGUACCUUAUCAGGGAUCGGUCGGUUUGUGAUUGAUACUUCGACUUGGUGGCUAGGCGUGUAUUUUGUCCUGAUUUAUCUAUGGACGAUUGCAAUCGCGUUUGGCUUUCAACGAACCGUCACGUCUGCGACAGUUUCUCAAUGGUACUUUCACCGACUUGCGGUCCCAGCUCCAACAUCACAAGCCAUUGUGAAAGCAGCACUUUUCCAUUCUGCAACCACACUAUUCGGGACCAUCGCACUCUCUACAGCGUUGAGCCUCUUGGUCAGAUUACCGCUACUGGUUCUCCCCCGCCGAAUGACAGUGCUCCUCGGAGUGGCAAUGUACUCAUUCAUUCCCAGUCCGAUUGCCGUUCUGAUCAAUCCUCUCGCAUUGACAUAUGCGGCCAUUCAUUCGCAGCCUCUAAGAGUUAGUGCGAGAGGACUCACACAGAUGCACUAUCUAGCACCUGGUGAUGCUACAACAUCUCUGCAUCCCAACACCUUCACUCCACGUUCAGGACGUGAUGGAUGGACUCGAGAUACCAGCCCGCUCCUUCCGUAUCGACUUUCCAAAUUGAUCCUCCAUGCAACCCGAUUUAUCAUGUCGCUUGCACUUGGAUUUGGAGGCUGGGUAUCAACAGCCCGAUCAUUGAAGGUGGAAGGGAAUGCAGGGGUUCGUGGAAGUCUCUAUGCAUACAUUGUUGGGCUGAUUGCGGGAGCCAUUGGGUGGGGCAUUUUGGGAGCGAUGGAAGGGGUGCUCGCAUGCAUAGUGGAUGCGGUGGUUAUCUGCUGGGGAAGUGAAGUUGGAAGCAGUGGACAGGGAGAAGUCAGGUACUGUCGAGAAGCAGGACAUUUAUUUGGGCAAACCGACGACACAGCCGGAGGACGUGUCAGUCUUGCUUGA